Molecule: messenger RNA, 1822 nt
Organism: Malaya genurostris
Lineage: Eukaryota; Metazoa; Arthropoda; Insecta; Diptera; Culicidae
Gene: PIG-L
Product: N-acetylglucosaminyl-phosphatidylinositol de-N-acetylase
Exons: 3
Coding region: 347-1303 (318 amino acids)
Biological process (GO): GPI anchor biosynthetic process
Cellular component (GO): endoplasmic reticulum
Molecular function (GO): N-acetylglucosaminylphosphatidylinositol deacetylase activity
Source: RefSeq, a predicted model, not a curated record
UGAGAAAAAUGAGAACCUUCAAAAUGCAAUGAAUAAGAUAAACAAACAAAAAAUGAUUCUCGUGCAAAAAAAAUAAACCAAAGAAUCGGUCCCGUCAUCCCGUGUGCCAUUAACUUAGAUCUAUUUUUGUCCUAUCGUUGUGAUGCGUGCGCUGUUUUUCAUUACAAUUUUAUAAACUGAGACGUUAAUUGGAAGUGAUUCAGAACUUGUGUAACUUUUAUCAGAACAGUUUUGUCGUGAAUUGUUUCUGUUUACGUUACGUUUUUUUUUGUUCAUCACUAAAAGUGAUUUUCAGCCGCUAGCUGCAUCGCUGACGAAGUCCGUAGGUGAUGAAUGUUGUUGGGAAAUGAACGAAAACGUAUCGCUCACAGAGCAGUCUGGAACUUCACCCGCUGAGGAAGAACUGGAAGAUAGCUUAGCUAGCCCACGUACGGAUCAUUUUGAAGAAUCCCUAUCCUACUAUCAUUUGUUUCGGAACCAGAUCGAGAUUUAUUUACGGGAAACACUGGAUCACAUCGUGUGGGUUGUUUUCGCUUACACGCUACUAUGCUUGGUCAUAUACAAACUACUCUUUCAUCGAUGCUGUCGGUGGCUGAAAUUUUUGCGCAGGAGUCGUUUGCCACCGCAAGCCAAUCGCGCAGUUCUGGUCACUGCUCAUCCAGAUGACGAAUGUAUGUUUUUUGGGCCUACAAUUUUGGAGCUGCGACGACAAAAUUGUCGCAUCUUUCUGCUGUGCCUAUCGGAAGGAAACUAUGGGCAGAAAGGCGAACAGCGUCGACAGGAACUGUGGGAUGCUUGUGACUCACUUGGCAUCAAAGCGGAAGAUAUAACACUGCUGAAUGCAACCCAUUUGCGAGAUGAUCCGGCGCUUGAGUGGAAAACUGUCACGAUCGCAAAUCAGGUACUGAAACAUUUGGAGUCGUUGGACGCUGACCUGUUGAUUACUUUUGAUAAAGAUGGUAUCAGCGGCCAUCCAAACCACAGCGCCAUCUACUAUGCGACCGCAUCGCUCUGCCUGUCGGGAUUGAUUCCGCCCAAAUGCAGAGUGCUGACACUGGAAUCGAUCAAUCUUUGUAGAAAGUACAUCUCAGUAUUGGAUUUACCAAUCACGUUGCUGUUAUCGACUCAUUGGGUUGUUUUGAGCUGGAAGUCACGACGGGCAGUACAAAACGCAAUGCGGCUGCAUCGUUCGCAGCUCGUCUGGUUCCGAAAACUUUACAUAAAAUUUUCACGCUACAUGGUCAUCAAUUCGCUGCGAGAAAUCAAUCAAUCAGACGUGGAGUUUGAAAUUCUCGACUCUUAAAGUCAUCAACGAAUAGAGUCACAAUCGAAUAUGAAUCACAAAAAAAAACUUCGAAGAAGGUAGGUGAGAAUAUCAUAAUAGGUUAGGACAUAGUCGAACCGAGAUGUCCUACCGGCGCACGGCAACGAUUGACAGACGUCAGCUAAAUUAGUAUUAAGAUCAAUCGAACACAGCAGUCAUCCUAAUCAACGUAGAACACAUAAGUAGAGAAAAUACGAUGAACAACAUCGAGAAGCUUUAAGCUAGUCCUUUGUUAGAAACGAAGCUUAGAACACGGCAGCAAGAGUUGCGGAAUUAUUUUGAACUAGAUAGAAAUAUCGAUAGUGGACCAUCUAUUUUCGGAAAGAAUACGCACUGAAUCAGUCAUGGGCCGACCAAUAGACAAUUUUUUCACCACCAGUACAGGCAAUAUUAUUUUUAACUAAAAAAAAGUACAGUUAAGCCAUUUUGUGUACAUAAUUAAAUACAAAUAAUGUAUGUUUGAACAUUGCUUUCUUAAAUAAAUUUUUAUCCAUUACA